CACAGAAGAAGAAGACAAGAAAGCAACGAAGAAGGAAACCGGAAGCGUCGUUCCUCUUCCUGCUGGCGAUAGCUAAAGCUACGUUGGUGUCAUCGUCUUAUUGCUUUGGGGUUUGUCAACAGAAACAACAACUUUAUUUCGUGUCCAGCCACGAAUACCUAUUGUCAGUGGAGUGUCUCGAGAGAUGAACAACAACGGGAAUAAGAGAGCUCCAACUACAGCCACUCAGCGACUUAAGCAGGAUUACCUGAGGAUAAAGAAAGACCCUGUGCCUUACAUCUGUGCAGAACCGCUCCCUUCCAACAUCCUAGAAUGGCAUUAUGUAGUCAGAGGGCCUGAGAAAACUCCAUAUGAAGGGGGAUAUUAUCACGGAAAACUCAUAUUUCCUCGGGAAUUUCCUUUUAAACCACCAAGCAUCUAUAUGAUAACACCAAAUGGGAGAUUUAAGUGCAAUACAAGAUUAUGUUUGUCCAUCACAGACUUCCAUCCAGACACGUGGAACCCAGCGUGGUCCGUCUCCACCAUCCUCACAGGUCUGCUCAGCUUCAUGGUGGAGAAAGGCCCCACCCUCGGCAGCAUUGAGACCUCUGACUACACAAAAAGACAGCUGUCGGCCCAGAGCCUGGCCUUCAACCUCAAGGAUAAAGUGUUUUGUGAACUAUUUCCUGAUGUAGUCGAUGAGAUGAAGCAGAAGCAAAAGGCCCAGGAGGAGAUCAGCGCCCGCACUCAGCCCCUCCCCUUACCCGAUGUUGUUCCCGACGGAGACCCUCAGCACGCUCACUAUGGGCUCCCCGCCCUCAAUGGGGGUGCUGCCCCCCUCGGGGGCGCUAACCCUGCCCCCGGCCUGCAGCAGGCCAAUCGCAACCAUGGACUUUUAGGUGGUGCUCUUGCCAACCUCUUUGUUAUUGUGGGCUUUGCGGCGUUUGCCUACACAGUCAAGUACGUGCUGAGGAGCAUAGCCCAGGAGUGAGUGGAGCUGGGGGUGGAGGGCAGGGCUCCCCCCUGCAGGUGAGCCAGCUAUCGGACUCCAUAUUCUACAAACACCCUACGUGGGGGAGGGAUGUUGAGUCCUAAGUAAAACUCCUCCACAACCACCACCACAGACUUUGGAGGACGGAAUCUCAAAGCCGGCUAACCCAAGAAGGACUGAGAGGAGGAGUGCCGGGGAAUUGGAGGGGCUUAUUAAAACGGUUACGACCUACUGUGUGCUUCAGUGGUUUGUGUCUGUAGCAGGGACAAACUUGGCUCAUGGGUUGGGGAAGAGUGUAGAACUAAAGAAGGCGUGCUGGAGGAAGGUCACCACUAAAGAAAGACGGUCAAUGGGGCCAUUGUUCUCAUGAACGUUACCGAAUAAAGCGUGAGUCGGUAAUUCUCAGAGCAGGCUACUCCAUGUCCAUCUCUUAAGAGAAGUAUUCCCCCCUGCAGUGUUAGUCAUUCAUCCAAUCGUAGAGGCUCCUCAAGCUGUGACUUCAUGCUGUUGCAGAGACAAAUGUUUAAGUCAAGACCAGUUGUCCCGCAUAAGUGUGCAUUUGAAAGGUCUUCAACUUAAUGUGAUGCAAGUGCACAUAACGUCUGUUUCCAUUUGGCACUUUUCAUUUGCUAUCUGUAAGGCUUCAGCAGCUGUAUAACUGGUUUAUCCACUUCUAAUGUAGCUGUGGAGGUGGAAAUGUAACCUGUUUUUCUUUCCUUUGCAAUGUGUUGGUCUUCAGCUGAAAUUUAACACGAAUGAAUUAUACACACAAAUAUUAAAGACUACUCUUGACAAAGAUCAUGCUGACACUUUUGAGGAGGGCAGUAAAGCAUAUAACUCGUUAGGUACCACAUGUGAGGCUAGUGCAGGAAGAAGUCGUCCUACAGAAAUGUUGCUGAGUGAGUGAACUUUGCGGUCGUUAAAAUACCGUGCAUCGUAAAGUUGAAACUCAGGUCCAGACAUUCCUUCCCAUCAACCUGUGAGCCAAGCGGUGAACCCAGGGCACACAAGUAAAUAGACCAGCAGGUUUUUUUUUUUUUUUUUUUUGCUUGGGUGACCAAUAUAGCACCAAUCUAUAACGAGAACCGACAUGUUUCUUUAUAUUUUCUUUCUGAUAAUUAUUUUGGUUGUUUUAGUUUCUCUUAUUUAUAGAAACUGCCUUGUCUUUUCUGUCACAGACACCCAGACGGACCACAGGCCGGGCUCACGUAACUGCUGUCAUGCAUUGCAUUUAGUGAAGAUGGUUCCACUGUGUAUCAAAUGUUCAACAGCAAAGUGUUUGAAAGCAGAAUAUUUGCCUUUUUGUCAUUUCUUUGGAACCAUCUUAGAAAAAGACAAACUUCUGAGUGCGUUUUUGUGUGAUUAUACAGCAAAUGCACAAAUUUCCAUGCUUCAGUUAUUCGCGUGUGACAUUGUAUGUUUUCAUAGUAAAUGCAAAUCAAUAACUGCUUGGCAGGGUAUUUUAGAAAACCUUUUUGUUUUCUAAUCUGCUUCGGUGACAGAUUGUAUUUCAAAAUGUCACAUCAAACAUCAAGGGGGUUGUUGUUGUAUAAAGAGCUCAAGGUUUAAUGUUCUUUAAAUAAAGACGUCCUUCUCAUGAAACGA
Messenger RNA from Pungitius pungitius (ninespine stickleback), 2575 nucleotides. It is a transcript of the gene ube2j2, whose product is annotated as ubiquitin-conjugating enzyme E2, J2 (UBC6 homolog, yeast). Bases 185 to 970 code for a protein of 261 amino acids. NCBI's taxonomy places the organism in Eukaryota, Metazoa, Chordata, Actinopteri, Perciformes, Gasterosteidae. The transcript has 7 exons. The record is from RefSeq and is a predicted model, not a curated record.